UUUGUUUUGAGUGGGUUCCGAUGCUUGAUUCGGGGCGUCAGAUGCUUGAUUCGGUUCGCCCUUCUCACUCUGUCAGCUUACCCACUCUCAUUAUUGAGCAGAAAAGGAUCGGUUAUUUACAUUCAUCCCCAAUCUUAUGAAAAUCCAACGCCUGCAUAUCAUCACUCCAAAAUUCCAAAACCGCAAUGAUUCCAGCGCUCCAAGACAUCUCUUUCUCUCUCUUCCCUAUAACCCACAUUUUCUUUCUCUACCAUGGCCCUCCUCAUCUCUCAAACUCUUCAUGCUGACCCCAAAACCCACCAUAUUUGGUCCUUCCAAGCUGAGAUCCUGAAACCCAAUUCAGUUUACAAUAAACCCAUAAGAGAGUCAUUGACUCUUUGUAGGUUGAAACCCAGUUCAGUUUACCUUAAACCCAUAGGAGAAUCAGGGCCUUUGACUUCAAGAAGGGCUUUGAAUUUCUCUGGUGUUGCAAAUAUUGGUGUUCUUGGUCCAGUUAUUAAGCCUAUGAUGAGUGGGAGUGAGGUUUGUAGAAGCAAUGAGAGCAUGGAUGGAGGGUACAUGGAAACAGAGGCUAUGUUAAACCAUGGGUCACUGGGUACCAGAAAAGCUGCUUGGAUUGAUAGAUGGGAAUCGGCCGUAAACAGUUCGAGCAAGUGGUUGGUAUUCUCACUUUUUGGUGUUGCCGUUAUUUGGAAACAUGAUGGAGAAGUGAUGUGGGCUGCAAUGGGUUCUGUCAUUAACUCGAUGAUCUCCAUGGCUUUAAAACGUCUACUAAACCAGCAGCGUCCUUCCUCUGCUUCACGUGUUGACCCUGGAAUGCCAUCUUCACAUGCCCAAUCCAUUUCAUUUAUUACCAAUUUUUGUGUUCUCUCAUUGGUUAACGGGCUGGGAAUUAAUGCUAUCACCAUGACUGUUGGAACAUUGGCCCUCACUUGUGGUUGGUAUCUUUCGUGGCUACGGGUUUCACAACGUUUUCACACCAUCAGCCAAGUUUUGGUUGGGACUUUGUUGGGGUCAUUGUUAGGAAUUACGUGGUUUUUUCUAUGGCAUAGGAUGGUGUCGGUAUUGUUUCUUUCAUCUCAAUUUGUUCGAAUCAUUGUCUUUGUAGGAUCUGGAAUAUUUUGUCUGGGUUUCGUGUUCAACGUUGCUAAAAAAUGGAGCAUUUAUGACGAUUAACGUCAAUUUCUAUUAUGUGCGUCUUUUUUCAUUCA
Molecule: messenger RNA, 1211 nt
Organism: Amborella trichopoda
Lineage: Eukaryota; Viridiplantae; Streptophyta; Magnoliopsida; Amborellales; Amborellaceae
Product: lipid phosphate phosphatase epsilon 1, chloroplastic
Biological process (GO): lipid biosynthetic process; protein N-linked glycosylation
Cellular component (GO): intracellular membrane-bounded organelle; endoplasmic reticulum membrane
Molecular function (GO): dolichyldiphosphatase activity
Source: RefSeq, a predicted model, not a curated record